AUGCGACCAGUUCUCCGGGUCUCACGAGCCCUGCCGGCUCCGGUUUGCCGGCCCCAGGUUUCACGCACUAUUCUAUCUCGCGGUGCUAGAUUGAACAGCUCCACUGCCGGGAAAACAGAGACAGAAAGCACAAAAGAGAGCAACUCCUCUACUCCACCCUUUUGGACUCCGGCCAAGGCUCUUCUCGUCUCCGCAUUUGCUGCGGGGUUAGGUUACGGCGUCUCCUCAUAUACUCAGACAUCGACACAGACACCCAAGAAGCCUCAAUAUGGCACAGUGAAGGAUUUUGAAAAGGCCAUCAGCGAGCUAAGAGCCAAGCUCGGUGAAGACACAAUCGGCACCGACGAAGAAGAACUCCAAUCACACGGCUACUCAGAAUGGUCCAGUUUGAAUGCCGACCGUCUCCCCGUCGCAAUUGCAUACCCCAAAUCCACCCAAGAAGUCUCCGAGAUCGCCAAGGUAUGCCACAAAUACCGCAUGCCGAUGAUCCCCUACUCUGGCGGCUCAAGUCUGGAAGCCAAUUUCUCCGCCCCGCACGGCGGCAUGACAAUCGACUUUGCAUUCAUGAACAAAGUCCUCGAGAUCCACCCCGAUGACAUGGACAUCGUCGUCCAGCCCUCCAUCCAAUGGAUGGAUCUGAACGAGCAGAUCAAGGACACCGGAAUGUUCUUCCCCGUCGACCCAGGCCCAUCCGCCAUGAUCGGCGGUAUGGUCGGCACAAACUGCUCGGGCACAAACGCCGUCCGCUACGGUACCAUGAAGGACUGGGUGAUUAACCUCACCGUCGUCCUGGCUGAUGGCCGCAUCAUCAAGACCCGCAGACGUCCCCGCAAGACUUCCGCCGGAUACAAUUUGACCGGCAUGUUUGUUGGCUCCGAGGGUACGCUUGGUAUCGUCACUGAGGCUACCUUGAAGCUCGCGCCCCUGCCGGAGUUGACUCGUGUUGGAGUUGUCGCGUUCCCCACUAUCCGGGAUGCGGCCUCGACUGCGAUGCAGCUCAUUCGCAAGGGCGUCUCGGUGCAGUGCAUGGAGAUCAUGGAUGAUGUCCAGAUGGACGUUAUUAACCGCGCUGGUGGAACUGGCCGUGAAUGGAAGGUCUCGCCUACACUGUUCUUCAAGUUCUCUGGAACCGUCGCCGGUGUCGAGGAUAGUAUCAAUCUGACGACUCAGCUCGCGAAGAAUAACAACGCGCAGGGCUUCGAGUUCGCUCGUGAUGACCGCGAGGCGCAUGAUCUGUGGUCUGCGCGCAAGCAGUCCCUCUGGAGUAUGCUGGCGCUCCGCAAGGAGGGAUCAGAGGUGUGGUCGACUGAUGUGGCUGUGCCUAUUUCUCGACUUCCUGAUAUCAUUGAAAUCUCCAAGAAGGAAUUGGUCGACCUUGGUCUCUUCGCCAGUAUCCUUGGCCACAUCGGCGAUGGAAACUUCCAUGCAAGCAUUAUGUACGACCGCAACGAUCCCGCUGAGAGGGCGCGUGUCGAGAAAGUAGUGUACGAUAUGGUUGAUCGUGGACUGGAGAUGGAGGGCUCGUGCACGGGCGAGCACGGCAUUGGCCUGGGCAAGAAGGGAUCUUUGAAGAAGGAAGUCGGACCAGACACCAUUGAUGUCAUGCGCAGUAUCAAGCGCUCACUGGAUCCGCACUGGUUGCUUAACCCUGGCAAGAUCUUUGACUAUGAUGCCGAGACACCGGGUCCAGGACAUUGA
This is a messenger RNA of Penicillium coprophilum, 1698 nucleotides long. RefSeq names its product FAD-binding oxidoreductase. Gene Ontology annotation, biological process: lactate catabolic process. Bases 1 to 1698 code for a protein of 565 amino acids. The record is from RefSeq and is a predicted model, not a curated record. Gene Ontology annotation, molecular function: FAD binding; D-lactate dehydrogenase (NAD+) activity; D-lactate dehydrogenase (cytochrome) activity. Gene Ontology annotation, cellular component: mitochondrion. The transcript is spliced from 4 exons. NCBI's taxonomy places the organism in Eukaryota, Fungi, Ascomycota, Eurotiomycetes, Eurotiales, Aspergillaceae.